This is a messenger RNA of Prorocentrum cordatum, 231 nucleotides long. Lineage: Eukaryota; Dinophyceae; Prorocentrales; Prorocentraceae. The record is from the annotation of a GenBank genome assembly.
GUGCCAUACGACCCGCGCCACAUGCUCGCUGGCGCCACCGCGCCCAACGGCGCGCGCCUCACGGGGUUCUUCGACGAGGGCAGCUUCAAGGAGUACCUCGCGGGCUGGGGCAGGAGCGUCGUUGUCGGGCGCGCGAAGCUCGGCGGCAUCCCCAUGGGCGUGAUCGCCGUCGAGACGCGCAACGUGGACCGCCGCAUCCCGGCGGACCCGGCGAACUCAGACAGCCGCGAG